AUGUCGGAAGGACAUGGUGAAGAUCUCCAUGGAUGUGUUUGUGAGGAAGUUUCAGCCAGACAGAUACCAGCUGUGGAAACAAGGCAAAGAUUUAUAUACCAUUGAUCAUACAAAACCGACUCCUGAAUCUACACCUGAAGUAAUGAUGUGGCUACAGAGAAGAAAAAAAAUAAGGAAACAUUCCAAGAGCUUCCAGCACAACAGAUCUCGAUCUAAAAAGCUUAAAACUCCAGGGGGCAAGAGACAGCCUGCUAUGGCAACUGGUGCAGAAAUCAAAGAGACUGAAGCAACUACUGAUGGCUUCAAGGUCAAUGAAAAACCAGAAGAAAAAGUGAGACCGCUAAAUACAGAAGUGCCUUCUGGGGAAGAAGAAAGUAGUAGUAGAAUGCAGCUGGAUCAACAUUUAUUGGAUAAUGUCAAGGUUGCAGGAAUGGAACCAAAAGCUGAUGAGGGCAAGGAAGAUUCCGGUGACUCCCUCGUUACAUUUGAAGAUUCAGGGGCCUGUGUGCCCACUUCUAGUAGCUGUAAGAAAGAAGAGAGCUUGAAAACUCAGUAUAAGUCAGAAUCAUCCAUACCAUUCCUGAAGAGUGCAGAGCAUAAUUCUGAGGCAGAAAGCCCAGCUAAAAAGGUGAAUGUCUCUACAGAGGAUGAUGUCAGCGACCUAGAAAGUGGAAGUAGCCUGGGACAUGAUGAAGUGCCAGUUGUAAAAAAGAAUGAAGAUGAUGACAUGGAAACAUCCAAUUCAGCAGAAGCUGAAGGAAAGAAAGUAUCUAAGAGCUGGCGUCAUCCACUAAAUAAACCCCCAGCUAGAUCUCCAAUGACUUUGGUUAAACAGCAAGCAACUAGUGAUGAAGAACUGCCUGAAACUGCAUUUACUGAAGAGGAAGUUCAAGAGACUGAGACAUGGGCCAGGCCUCUGGUCCACUUGUGGCAGACAAGAACACCUAAUUUCAAUGCUGAAAAAGAAUACAAUGCGUGUUGUGCAAAGAAGAAGCCCCACUGUGCUAUUUGCACUCUUCUCAUGCCGUACUACAAGCCAGACAAUCUUGAGGAAGAAAAUUCUACUUACAAAGAAACAAACAUAGAAGAAACACUGGUGACUGAAAAUGAGAAGUCUAGACCGCUUAUUCCAGAGAUGUGUUUUAUCUAUAGUGAAGAAAACACUGAAAACUAUCCAUCAAAUGCCUUAAUUGAUGAAGAUGGAACAAGUCUUCUUAUUUCGUGUGCAAAGUGUUGUGUACGAGUUCAUGCAAGUUGCUAUGGUGUUCCUUCUCAUGAAAUCCAUAAUGAAUGGUUAUGUUCUCGAUGCAGAACAGAAGCGUGGACAGCUGAAUGUUGUCUCUGCAAUUUGAGAGGUGGUGCAUUAAAGCAAACUACUGACAAGAAGUGGGCUCAUGUAAUGUGUGCAAUUGCUGUUCCAGAAGUCAGAUUUGGUAAUGUCACAGAACGUACACCAAUUGACACUAGCAGAAUACCUUUACAAAGACUAAAAUUGAAAUGUAUUUUCUGCAGACAAAGAGUUAAGAAAACCUCGGGUGCCUGCAUUCAGUGUUCUUAUGGACACUGUCCAGCCUCCUUCCAUGUCAGCUGUGCCCAUGCUGCAGGAGUUAUGAUGCAGCCUGAUGACUGGCCAUUUGUUGUCUUCAUCACUUGUUUCAGGCACAAGAUCAACCAAAAUGUGAGAACCAAAGCAUGUGAGAAGACCAUUACAGUUGGGCAGACAGUCAUUGCGAAACAUAGAAAUACGAGAUACUACAGCUGCAGAGUCAUUGAAGUGACAUCACAGCUUUUCUAUGAGGUCAUGUUUGAUGAUGGCUCUUUUAGUCGGGAUACUUUCCCUGAAGACAUUGUGAGCAGAGAUUGCCUAAAGCUGGGCCCACCUGCAGAGGGAGAGGUUGUUCAAGUGAAGUGGCCUGAUGGAAAGCUGUAUGGUGCAAAGUAUCUCGGAACAAACACAGCUCACAUGUAUCAGGUUGAGUUUGAGGAUGGCUCUCAAAUAGUAAUGAAGAGAGAAGAGAUCUAUACUCUAGAUGAAGAACUUCCUAAAAGAGUAAAAGCACGUUUUUCUACAGCCUCUGACAUGAGAUUUGAAGACACAUUUUAUGGAGCAGAUAUUAUCCUGGGAGAAAAGAAGAGACAGAGAGUCCUGAGUUCCCGUUUUAAGAAUGAGUAUGUAGAUGAUCCAGGAUACCGCACCUUCUUAAAAAGCUCAUUCCAGAAGAAGUGCCAGAAGGGACAAUAAAUAAAGUAAUGAAGAGACGAAGACAGAAAGACAUACACACACUGUGUUAGACUGGUUAUAGCUGACCAAAAGUCAAGCAACAUUAGUUGCAAUUGGUUUUGAGUUAAUUAAACACUUGGUUUUACAGUGAGCCAGUCUAUACAUAAGCCUCGUCAGCUAAAGUACUUGAGUUAUUACUUCUUCAGAUAAUGUAUUAAAGUUUUUGUAAUACUUUUCAUUCUUUACAUUACUUCUUUUAGGAGGGAAAACCAAGCGAGAAUAAAACAGAUUACACAGUGAUAGACUGAAGAAAUUUUUUGCUUGAUAUUAGUGGUGAAACUCUCUUUAAGUAACAGAAGAUUCACAGAAGAAAAGAUGCUUUAAUAAACAGAGACAGUUGCAGUGGCUCAUUUUUUCUGCCGAUAGGGAAGGAUUUUAGGUUUAAUAAUAGCAGUUUUUCUAAAACGUUUUUAAAGCAAAUAUGAAUAUGUAAGGAAUUAAGACAAACAAAAUCUGUACUUUGUACAACAGUCUUCAUUUUUAAGUCACUACUGCUCUCGGUAGGGUUUGAUGUGGACUCAGCUAUUGACUUAAAUAUUUUUGGCUUUUCAGAAAGUUAUCUUCAACACAGUAAAGAUGUUUUGUACAUUUAAAAAGGCAGAUUUCUGCAGUUAUUUUUGAACACGUUUUUUCAUAAGAUCUAUAAAAAUAGUUAUUUGUAAAAUAUAAUUUUCUUUUAUUAUGUGUAUGAAAAAUUAGAGUUUAAAAAUAUAUGCUUAACAGGCUAGUUUUAAACGAAUAUAAGAUGGUCUUCCUUUUAAAAUAAUGUUCUAUCAUUGUAAUAAUAUUUUGAACAAAUAUAUAAAUAAAUAAUUUCCUUUUACUUG
Molecule: messenger RNA, 3108 nt
Organism: Coturnix japonica (Japanese quail)
Lineage: Eukaryota; Metazoa; Chordata; Aves; Galliformes; Phasianidae
Gene: KDM4C
Product: lysine demethylase 4C
Biological process (GO): regulation of gene expression; chromatin remodeling
Cellular component (GO): nucleus; chromatin
Molecular function (GO): histone H3K36 demethylase activity; histone H3K9 demethylase activity
Source: RefSeq, a predicted model, not a curated record